UAUUAUUCAACUCCUUAAACCACCAGAAUUCUGUUUGGUUCCCUCAAGUAUUAAGAAGUAAUUGAGGCAUAAGGAACAAUGAGCUACACAUGUUUGGAUUAAUUAUCUGUUUUUAACACCUUUUCUGACUAUUUAAGCCCCUCCCCAAACUUGUGAACAGCACUCAUACAUGGUCAACAUGGGAAAGACUAAGGAGCAUUUCAAGGCCAUAAGAGACACAAUUGUGGAGGGUCACAAGGCUGGCAAGGGGUACAAAACCCUUUUCAAACUGUUGGGCCUACCUGUCUCCACCAUUGGGAGCAUCAUCCAGAAGUGGAAGGCUAAUGGAGCUACUGUUAACCUUCCACAGCCUAGACAGCCUUUCAAAGUUUUCUCCCGUGCCGAGGCCAGGCUUGUCCGAACAGUCAAGCAUGGUGGUGACACCAUGGCUGAUGACACCUGCUCUGCUCCCUGCUCUGCUCCCUGCUCUGCUCCCUGCUCUGCUCCCUGCUCUGCUCCCUGCUCUGCUCCCUGCUCUGCUCUCUACUACUCUACUCUGGUCUGCUGCUGUGCUGGUCUGCUGCUGUGCUGGUCUGCUGCUGAGAGCUUGCUUUAAUCUUCAGCUUCUACACUUUUCUCUGUUUUCUUCUCUUUUACUCUCUUCACACUUACUAAUCCACUUUUAGUCUGCUUCCUCUUUGCUCUACACACCUAUUAAUCCACUCUCAGUCUACUUUUAUAGACUUUUUCCUCAGGUUUGCUGGAUUAGCUGUUUGCUGCUGCAGUUUGUUUGUGUAAGUUUCUAAUUUCAACUGAAACAAGGUGAGUGCUUUUUUUUCUCCAUGGCUUCUGCUCAGGUUUACACCUGUUUAGAGUGUGGCAUGUAUAGCUUAGAUCCCUUAUCCACCGAUACUGGUAACAAUAGUGGUAUUUGUACUAAGUGUGAGAUAGUUAGCACCUUGGUGGAUAAGGUGAAUAAGUUAGAGCUGCACGUCCGGGGUUUAAUAAGGGAUAGACAGCAGGAUUCACUGUUAGCAGCCCCGGGUGUCUCAGGGAGAGUUAGUACCCCCUCGACUCCGGCCUUAGAGCCCUCACAGCGGGGCGAAUGGGUAACGUCUCGGCGGCAUAGUCGAAAGGCUAAGGCUAAUGCUACCGCAAAGGCCACAGCCAGCCCACCUAAACACCACGCUCCCCCAGUUCACGUGUCAAACAGGUUUGCCCCGCUCAGUGAAGCACCAACUGAGGAGCCUGUUAAAGGUACUCUGGUGAUAGGAGACUCUAUCGUCCGACACGUGAAAUUAGCUACUCCUUUAGGGGCACCAGCGGCAACAGUUACUUGUUUACCGGGAGCCAGAGCACCGGACGUUAGUGGCAACCUCAGGUUAGGGAAUAGGAGAUAUUCGAGGGUAGUAAUUCAUGUAGGGGCCAAUGAUAUUCGUCUGCGGCAGUCUGAAGUAACUAAGGCUAAUAUUAAAGAGGUGAUUAAACAGGCCCAGACGCUGUCCGAGGAGGUAAUCUGCUCUGGCCCCAUCCCAAUGAGGCGUGGUGAUGAAGCUUACAGCAGGCUUUCUUCGCUGAACCGCUGGAUGUCCAAGUGGUGUGCAGAAAAUCAUGUGGGCUUUAUAGAUAACUGGCUACACUUUGAGGGCAAGCCUGGUCUUUUAGGUAGGGAUGGUGUCCACCCCACGCGGGAGGGUGCUGCCUUACUUUCAUGCAGCAUAGCUCAUAGUCUUUUAGUUAGUCGGCAGAGUAGUAUUAGAAGCUGCUGACAAUCCAGAGCCGGGACCAGGCCGCAGACAGAGAGGCUUAACCGACCGUCUGCGAGCUGCAAAGAGACGUUACCUAGAUACCAAUGUAUUCAGACUGUGUCUGUCCCCCGAGUCAAACAAAAACAUCAAAAAACUAAAACAGUAAAUCUAAAUAACUUAACUUAUAUUAAACAAUCAUAUCCAGACUGUAGUACUAACAUUUCAAGCCUAAAGAUUGGUUUACUUAAUAUUAGAUCUCUAAAUUCAAAAGCAGUUCUGGUGAAUGAAAUGAUAACUGAUCAGAAAUUCGAUGUUCUGUGUCUGACAGAAACCUGGAUUAGGCCAAAUGAAUAUGUAGCAUUAAAUGAAGCCACCCCUGCAGGCUAUAAUUAUAUACACAAUCCGAGAUUGUCCGGUAGAGGAGGUGGGGUCUGCAUAUUUUUCCAAAGUACCUUAGUUAGCAAUCAGAAACACUAUGAUAAUUUUACUUCUUUUGAGCUUCUUUACACCAGUAUAAUUAAUCCAGUUACAAAAAAGAAUGCAUUUUCUUUAAUUAAUAUCUACAGACCACCAGGGCCCUAUUUAGAAUUUUUAAAAGAAUUUAGUGAUUUUGUCACAGACUUAGCAGUAAGUAAUGAUAAAGUGAUUAUAGUUGGAGACUUCAACAUUCAUUUCGAAAAAUUGGAUGAUCCAUUAAAAAAGGCAUUCACAUCGAUUUUAGACUCAGUUGGUAUUAUUCAAAAUAUAACAGGACCUACUCAUUACUGUAAUCAUACUCUGGAUUUAGUUUUGACCCUGGGUGUGAGCAUAGAUAACCCGAAUAUUCGUUCUCAAACCUCCGCAAUUUCAGAUCAUUACCUUAUUUCAUUUAAAUUACAUCUUAGUCAUAAUAUACGUACAUCCCCUAGCUACCCUGUAAAACGUUCAAUUACGCCUUUUACAGCCCAACAAUUUACAGAUAAGCUUCCAGACUUAUCAACUCUAAUAUAUUCUCCUAUAGACCCAGUAGAACUAGACAAACUAACCGAAGGUUUAGAAAAUACCUUUCGCUCUACCUUAGAUGUUGUAGCACCCCUUAAACACAAAAUAGAGAGACAGAAAAAGCUCGCACCGUGGUACAAUGAUCAAACUCGUACCUUAAAGCAGUUAGUACGAAAUUUAGAGCGUAAAUAUCGAUCAACUAAACUGGAAGUGUUUCACUCUGCGUGGAAAGACAGUCUUGUUAAAUAUAGAAAAGAACUAAAUAAAGCCCGUUCAGCGUAUCUGGCCUCACAGAUCGAGAUUAAUAAAAAUAAUCCUAGAGUUCUCUUUAGUGUUAUUUCCAAAUUAACUAAAAACCAGGCAGGUACUGAACCUCAGAUUCCAGUCAUUUACACCAGCAACGAUUUUAUGGACUUCUUCAAUAGUAAAAUUGAAAACAUUCGGGAUAAAAUUAAACAGAUAAAUAUUACAUCCUCUCUGUCAUCUGGUCUGGCUGAUCUAGAACAAAACCCUGUUACUGAAGUUAGGUUGGAAGUCUUUAACCCACUUCCACAGCUAGAACUAGAGAAAAUUAUCUCCUCUUCAAACAGCACAACCUGCACACUUGAUGCUGUUCCCACAAAAUUACUAAAACAGGUACUGCCAGAUAUAAUUAAACCUCUGUUAAUGAUAGUAAACUCAUCGCUCACCCUGGGCCAUGUACCCAAAGCCUUUAAAACAGCUGUAAUUAAACCUCUGAUCAAGAAACCAAAUCUUGAUCCUAGUGUACUGUCUAACUAUAGACCUAUUUCAAACUUACCCUUUAUUUCUAAGAUUUUAGAAAAAGCUGUAGCCCAACAACUUUGCUCUUACCUGCAAAGAAACCAGAUCUAUGAAAAAUUUCAAUCUGGAUUUAGGCCUUAUCAUAGCACUGAGACAGCUUUAGUUAGAAUAACAAACGAUCUACUUAUAGCCGCCGACCAAGGCUGUGUUUCCUUACUCGUACUUCUCGAUCUGAGCGCAGCCUUUGAUACAAUAGAUCAUACUAUCCUUUUAGAAAGACUAGAGAACAUGGUCGGUGUAACCGGAAGUGCCUUAGCAUGGUUUAAAUCGUACUUAACCGAUCGCUAUCAGUUUGUGAGGUUAAAUGAUAUGUCUUCCAGUUAUACCAAGGUAAGAUAUGGAAUUCCACAAGGCUCUAUAUUAGGACCGUUAUUAUUUACAUUAUAUAUGCUCCCACUGGGCAAAGUUAUUAGAAAACACAAUGUGAAUUUUCAUUGUUAUGCGGAUGACAUGCAGCUCUUCAUAUCAGCCAAACCUGAUGACAGAGUGAGAUUAAAGAAAAUCGAGGAUUGUGUAGAAGAUGUAAAAUCAUGGAUGUCGCACAACUUCCUCCUAUUAAAUAGUGAUAAAACAGAAGUUCUCCUAUUAGGCCCCAAAGCUGCUAGAAAUAAAUUAUCAGACUUAAUGCUAAAUCUGGCUGACUUCUCAGCCACCCCUGGUUCAGCAGCUAAAAACCUUGGAGUUAUCAUAGAUUCAGAUCUAGCAUUCGAUAAACACAUAUCUAAUGUUACUAGAACAGCUUUUCUACACCUCCGUAAUAUUGCCAAGCUAAGAAAUGCCCUAUCACUGCAUGACGCAGAAAAAUUAGUCCAUGCCUUCAUUACCUCAAGGCUAGAUUAUUGUAAUGCACUACUGUCUGGAUGUUCCGGCAGUAACUUAAAUAAACUUCAGCUAGUUCAAAAUGCUGCAGCCAGGGUCCUUACUAAAACUAGAAAAUUUGACCAUAUUAGUCCAGUACUAUCAGCACUGCACUGGCUUCCAGUCAAAUUCCGCAUAGACUAUAAAAUUCUCCUGUUAACGUAUAAAGCCCUACAUGGACUCGCUCCUGAGUAUUUACAAGACCUCAUCUCCUGUUAUGAACCACCGCGAUUACUCAGAUCUCAGGGUGCUGGUUUAUUAGUAGUUCCUAAAAUUCAGAGGAGCUCUGCAGGAGGAAGAGCUUUCUCUUAUAAAGCGCCUCAACUCUGGAAUAAUCUCCCCGAAUAUGUUCGGGACUCAGACACAGUCUCAAUCUUUAAGUCUAGACUGAAAACUUACUUGUUUAGUUUAGCUUUUGGUAAUUAAUGUUUUUCCCUUUAGAUAAGGCUGCAGAUUCAGGGGUUCAUGGACAGAGGAAACUGUGGUAAACUGAGAUGAUGGUGCUGUUGUUCUCCCACUGCACACGGUCACUCAGGUUUGUGGACGGUGGAGUGGGUGGAUGCUGGUGUUUCAGGGUGCCUCCAUGUCUAUGUUACCUUCUGGCUCUCUGCCUUUAGUUAGGCUGGUUUAUUCAGUUCUGCCGGAGUCAUUUGCCACACUCUGAUAAUGUUUUAAUAUUCUCAGUUUUGCAUAAAUCCAGUCAAAACUAAUUCCAUCUCUCUGCUUUCCUCCGAGUUACUGACUGCCCACCUGUCUGACCCGAUAACGAUGUUGGACCCUCAGGCUCUCGCGUCUCCUGUCCGGCCAGACUGAUGGAAGUUUCUGAAGUCAGCUCUUCUCCACCACCACCACAGAUCAGCUGCUCAUCGACCAUCUUACUCUCCACUACAGAUUACAUCCAAGCCAUUAGUGGCGCUAUUACACUCCUGAGUACAUAAAACCUAUAUGGAUGUAUAAAAGACUUUUUAAAUUUUAAUUUAAAAGCCGUUUGACCAGUGGUAGGAUGGUCCCCCCUCAAAUGUGAGUCUUGGUCCUCCCAAGGUUUCUUCCUCCUCCUGCAGCUCUGAGGGAGUUUUUCCUUGCCUCCGCGCUCACUGGGGGUUCUGUAUUAUGUAUAUUCUAUGUGUAAUGUUUUGCCUGAUUCUUUGUCCUGUAAUCAUGUUUCUGUAAAGCUGCUUUGUGCCAACACCUGUUGUAAAAAGCGCUAUACAAAUAAAUUUGAUUUGAUUUGAUUUGAAGA
Molecule: messenger RNA, 5628 nt
Organism: Astyanax mexicanus (Mexican tetra)
Lineage: Eukaryota; Metazoa; Chordata; Actinopteri; Characiformes; Acestrorhamphidae
Exons: 1
Coding region: 822-1748 (308 amino acids)
Source: RefSeq, a predicted model, not a curated record